Molecule: messenger RNA, 8407 nt
Organism: Acanthoscelides obtectus
Lineage: Eukaryota; Metazoa; Arthropoda; Insecta; Coleoptera; Chrysomelidae
Source: the annotation of a GenBank genome assembly
UCUUUUGUUUCAGUCACGUGACACGGACUGCAGGGUGGCUACCACCCGCUGAAGCAUGGAAAACCGGAGAAGAUGACCUGCCUUAUGGAUGGGAGAGGGCUCUCGAUGAUUCUGGACGAACCUAUUACAUUAAUCACAUCAACAAAACAACAACAUACGAGAGCCCGGUAGUGAAGAACCUAGAACCCCCACCUAAACCUGAACCUAGGACAGUCGUUUUAGAACGGUCACCAAGUUUAGGCUUUGGUUUUGUAGCUGGAUCAGAAAAACCUGUUAUCGUUCGAUUUGUUACUGAAGGAGGACCCAGUGUUGAUAAGCUUCUCCCUGGCGACCAAAUCCUCGAAGUAAAUGGAGAAGAUGUCUGCCAAGCCCCACGUGAACACGUGAUCUCAUUGGUCCGCGGUUGCCAGCGAUGCGUCAGGCUGACAGUCUGUCAACCUGCCGAAUCUCAGGGUGGCGGGCUAAGGAAAUCCACGUUGUUGUCGGCAGGCAAAAGGGCCAGGUUGAGGACGAAACCACCUAGGGUCAGAUUUGCGGAGAGCGUUUGUGUCAAUGGGGCACCUCUGUUUCCGCCAUCUGCAUUUUCUCUUGGAGACGUUUGCGUUCCACCGAUGGCUAACGUCCUCAAAGUUUUUCUGGAAAACGGCCAAACGAAAUCAUUCAAAUACGAUGCGUGGACAACCGUCCAAGACGUUGUCUCAUCUCUAGAAAGCAAAUUGUACCUGAAAGCUUCUGAACACUUCAGUCUUGUGGUAGAGCACAUAAAGUCUUUGAAGAGGAAUAAGUUGACAUUGUUAGAUCCGCAAGACACUUUAGCCAGGAUAGCGUCACGUCCAGGAGCCCACAAACUGCGCUGCCUCUUUAGAGUGUCCUUCGUACCUUCGUCUGCAGCGGCUUUAGCUCAAAAGGACCUCCAUGCCCUCGACUAUCUCUAUACUCAGUGCUGCAAUGACGUCGUUCAAGAACGGUUUGCGCCAGAACUUCAGCCUGAUACGGCCCUACGAUUGGCUGCAUUGCACGUAUACCAACACGCGAUGGCCAAUGGAGUACAGCAGGCUGCUAAGAUUACUGUCAAGGCAGUUGAACGUGAGUUCGGCCUGGAGCGCUUCGUCCCUGGAUCCCUCUUGGAAGGCAUGAAGCGCAAAGAGGUACGCAAAGUUCUGGGCCAUUUCCUCAAACUUCACGCCACGAUGGCGUCGAGCGGUGGCAAGCAGCUGACGCAGCUUCAAGCGAAGCUGCACUAUCUGGACAUCGUAGCGCAGCUGCCCAGCUACGGCGCCAAGUGCUUCUCAGCUACAGCUACUGCUGGAUCAGGAGGAGAGAUUAUGGGAGAUACUGUGAUACUCGUCAGUCCCAAGUUUGGGAUUAGUCAGAUUACGGGGACCAGGAAUUCGGCAUUUCAGCCUAUUCCGAUUGCCUCGAUAGAAGACAUGGUUCGAAUAGAAGUGAAACAACUGGACGAAGUCAGUCGUAUGGUUAGAGUGCUAUUUCGAGACGAUAGACAUCUGGCUGUCACUUUGGAAGAAAGGGACGCUGGUGAGCUGGUAUUAGUUCUUGGAGGAUAUUACAAGGUUGCACUCAAGGGCGAAAGAGAGCUACCCAUUGAAUACGACAGCAGCUUGAUGCAGCUACAACAUAGAAUGGAAGAUUUGGCACCACCGUACUUAGCGCAACACAGGGUUUGUACCAGAGAAAUGGAAACACCGUAAAGACUGCCUGUUUCGCCAUUCAACCCCCCUACCGUCCCAUCAACAAAAAAACCAACGGUCUCUACAACACAGUUGGUCGACAACCCACCCACGCCAGACCAACAUUGCACCACUUCAGCACCGACAACAACAUGAACAACAAUUUCGUUUCGAAUCGCAACCACCAGAUGGCAGCACAAGCAUCGAGUCGUCAGCAAAGGGGAUCGUAUGAUUUCCAGUCUGUUGUAUCCAUGGAGAUAUUGGAAAAUGAGACCGAUACUAAGAAUGAUGAGGUUUUGAGGCGUGUCCAAGAGAUGCAGCAACUAGUUCAAAACUCAGAACGCUACCUUAAUGAGCAAGAGCAUUUACAGCAUCAGCAAAAUAGGUCAGGAUCCUCAGAAUGGCAGGAGACCAGUAUUGAUGUAGAAAGUGAUGGAGAUUGUGAACCUGGACAGUUGAAACAUAGUGAUUCACUUUUGUUAUUGACGGGGAAAAAUCAUAAUGGAACACAGGAAUCUGAGGAUAUCAAAAACUCACUUUCGAAUAGCGUGGUGGAGCUAUUGAGACAGGAAAGUGCAGGGGCGUGUUCAGAAAGCGACAAUGAAUCAAUUUAUACACCGCACAGCUCUCCAGGACAUCGUACGAGACAGUUGCAGGAGGAUGAUACUAAAAUGCAUAGGAUCAGCUUUGGACUCAGAAGCCCAGACACAGGCCCCGAAUCAACUACAACAGAAGGCCAACCCCAACAGCACUCAACAACAGGUGCUGAGACUCCAACGUCAGCUGACUCUGUCGGGCCCGUUUACAUUUUUGACCCCGACAUCAUAGAUCUCACUCUGUUACCGCCACCUCAUACGCCAGAUUUGCUGGAACAUCCUACAAAUGUUGUUGAUGCCCAGCCACCGCGGUCUUUUGCUGAUAGUAUGGAGAGGCUUGAUCAUAUAGCGAAGGCGUAGGAAGUGUAUAGUCAAUCUGCUUGACGUCAUUUUAUUACAGCUGGCGAUUCUGGCGAUCUAGAAGAAUUCCUAGCAAGUGUUACGGUGCCACCUCCCACUCAAAAAGUCACCCCCGCCGUGGAACUAACCCCUGAAGAAAUAAUGUCAUACAUUAUCCCCCCGCCACCCUCACAAGCCAGUCUGGAGAACCUCACGAAAGCAGGGGUGGAAGAAAAAGAUCGAGAAGAAGGAGAAACGAAGAUGGUAAAUGGAAGUCUGGAGGUUAAGGGGGAGAGGGAGAGAGUGAGAAGACAUAGUGAAUGUGGAGGGGAGAAGAAUAAUGUUAUAGAGUACGCUACUGUCGAUAGGAAAGGCCCCUUUUCAUGUUGCGGCAAACCAAAGCCCUCCCACUCCUCAUCACCGGUGUCUUCUAGCGACAUUGACGUUCGACCUCCGCCCAGACGCAGCUUGAACGAACGCCCACCAGACCGGCCACCCAAAAAUGGUCAAGCGAUGGCCGCCCAAAAUGGCCAAACGCUGACCGCUCCCUCACUGCCCGAAAGGCAAAGGUCGCACUCGCUGUCUGCCGUACCCCCAAGACCGGCUGCGCAAGCGCCACAGCAGCAGAAUGGAAAGGGGAAACAGGAUGGAAUGCCAUCCCACCGGUUUCUACCCCCUAAGAAACCCCCUUUGCCACCCGUACCCCCCUUGGAAGUUCUGCGCCAGAAGAAGACCCAUUUAGACGCUGUAAAUGACACCCCCUCACUGCGUACAGCAGGAAUUGGUUCCCCCCAUUUGCAACGCACCAGGAUUCAAAGGCAGGACGUGGAACAAAUGGAGGCUGACCAAGUUUCUGGAGGGAAAGUGACUAGGAGUGGGAGUGUCAGAAGUAAUGGAAAAACCGCCAUCAGCACUCCUACGUCGCCUUAUUUGGGUCGCGGUGGUGCUCCUCUGACCGCAGUUCCUGUUCAUUUAGACUCGCCGCCUCUCAGCAACGGUUGCGCAAUGGGAAAUCCUGCGCGAGAAACGCUGCUGACUCGCGCGGAUACCGCAGUCGCACGUCUAGCGGCGUCUUUAGAAAAGUCCGCUGCGCAGUGUGGAGCUGCGCAUAAAAGAGGAGGUGGACCCCUUAUAUCGGAAGAAAAAUUUCAGAGAGCCAAGGAAGAGCUAACCCAACAAUCUCUUCAACUAGUAACAUCAAGCAAAGUGCUGGUGGUAGCACUGUCAUCCUCAACUGAACCUGCUUCUGCUGCGCGAUCUGACGAUGCGACCAACGCUAGCAGCCUCUCCGAAAACCUGGCCGUUUGUGUAGCCUUAUUGCGACGUCUAUCGUCUCUUUGCGCAGAUAUGGCUGACCAUGCUACAGCGCCUUUGCAGACUAGAAACCUGAUUAUGAAGGUAUACGACGUGACGACUGCUUUCAGACAGCUGUUAGCAGCUCCACCUGCUGGCGGGGUGGACUGGUCCUCAAAGUCAGCAGUUGAGGAGCACUUGACGGCACAAGCGGAAAGACUAGCAAACGUACUAGCUGCACUGUUGCGUACUCUCAGGGUAUUCUCUCCUUGAAAUACGGUAUCUGAAUGUUAUCGAAGGAAGAUAUGAAACAGUUGAAAUAUUUGCCAUCUGUAAAAAGAGUUCAUAAUUUGUUAUUCCAACACUUUUGAAAAGCUUGGAGUUCUCGUCCAGCUAAUGUGGAAGUGAAAAUGGCAACUGCUUGUCCAAAAGUAUUUUUAACAAAUCGUUACUUUGUUCACAUAAAAAGACGACUAUAAGCUUUUUUACGAAAUUCGGAAUACUUUGUGUGGUUGCUAAUAUCCUUAAAAUGCAAACUAUACUUUAUAUCUACUUUGAUGAAGUUAUAAGAUCAAACAUUUGAAUGGUUGACGAAUCAUGUCAUUCCAAAAAUAAAUAGACUGUAUAAGAUCAAAAUAACCAUGAAAAAAAUCGUAACCAACAAGACUCAAGUAAGAAACUUAUGUAGGAGUGUUAGAAUCUCGUUUUACUGAAAAUGUAUUAUAUCAAGAUUUUUGAAAUUUUAUUAUGACUCCAGUAAUUAUACUUAGUCAAAGAACCUUUCUUAUAGCCGUAAAUGUUAAUCAUUGUUUUGUGUUAUACAAAAAGCAAAAAAUAUAACUCAAUCUACGUUAACUUUGCGUAGUACUACUAUAGGGCUGUCGUACAUUUGGCCACCGGUGUCAACGUCAGGAAAGCAACUAGUAGAGCAGCCACAAGUUGGGAUAGCAAAUUGAGUGUUCAAAUAGCCAAUUUCGAGCCACAAACCAAGGCAGCCGCUAAUUGUAAAUCCAAAGAGUGAUUAUAACUAGAGAAGACAGACAAGGCCACUAAAUUAAAGUCAGAUAGAGAGAGAUAGAGAUAACCAAGAUGUAACCAAGAACUUGGCGUCUAUCUCUGAUCUUUCUCAGGAUUUGUCAGAAGCCUGGCUACUGACUGGUCACCCUUUAAAAGAAACAGUUUUGAUUUGGGGUCUGUCUUAUGGUAUUUACAAAUAUAUUACAGCUUUGUGUGCAUUUUCAUACUUCACAACUCUGAACAAAAGGUACAGGAUAUGUUUCAAAUAACAUAACAGGGACUUUAUUGAAUUAAAAUGGAUUGUUACAAAAAUGGCAUGCUGAAAAAUAUAAGGUUAAUUUAAAUUUGACCAAUCAGACAACGUCAUUUGUAAAUGAGCUGCCGCUGCCAUUUUUUGAGGGUGCGACAUGGUUGUCAUAUUGUGUACCAGCAACACUGCUUUGUUUCCCAGUCGCCCAUAUGAGUUUCACCCCCCUGGCUGAUGGCCUGUAAACACGUAUUUUGUUAGAGAUAAAUACCAUGUUGCCAGGUGGAUAAUUCUUUUUGGAUGAACUUAAGGCCGUAUCUUUAGUGGUUCCUACAAUUGUAGUACACCUUCAUGGUCUCCUUGAUUUUCAUAGUUUUCUACUGUACUGUGCCAGCGCUCUAUUUUGAGAUUAUGUUACAAAUAUCUAUUUGCAUCAAAUUGUUCAUGCUAUUGAUUUAUAUCAUCUGUUAUAUCAGCCUGAAAUUCAAAAAGAAUCUUACAAUAGCGCUGACGCUGACACGGAACAGUAGAUAUCUAAUAAUACUUCAGCCUUUUCUGAAGGAGAGAAAAUGGUAUCAAAAUCAAGGAGGCCAUAAAGGCGUCCUUCAAUUCUAGGUACGACUGACGAUACGGGCCUCAUCGUCCAUCACUCGUAAUGGAAGCAUAUUUUGUUCAAAUCUACUUUUGUUUCGACAUUAAUUCAUGGUGAGGAUAUUUACCAUACAGUUGCGGCCUAGGGAAUAUAUUUUUCUUUCAAUAAAGUUUUAAAUAACAGUUUCCACGAAUGCUCUUGGCAUCAUGGAAAUAUAUAAGUUACCCUGAAAACAUAAUAAAAAGAAAUGUUAGUUUGAAAAUCUUUUUUUUUCAGCCUAAACCUGACAUAAUUGUUAUCUAGACAGCCUGGCAUUAAAACGAUAUAUUCACUUAUUACGUAUGUCUUUUAGACACAACCACCACAAAUCGGAAAAGAACUGAACUCAGCUCAGUCUAAGUGUAGCGUUUUGUAAACAUUUUGCAAGCUUGGCAACACCGCCUCGGUCAUUUAUGAGCGAAAUUCUUGUAUUAUUGACACAAUGUCAAGCAAUAGCUCAAGAACCGACAGCAAAUUUUUGGCUACACCAUCGUGUUCUGAUAUGAUACGAUUAAAACUGGUCAAAUCUUGAGUAUUUUGAUAACUAAAUAUCGAAACGUCUUCUUUUGAUAUAACUACUCUUUGGUGCCACCGUGGUUAGCCCGAUAAACUGUAAAAAAAGUCCGUAUGUAUCGCAGAGGUAGCGAUAGUUGAUCAGACAAAAACUUUUGAUUAUAUAUUUUUGUGAAUUUACAUCCUUGUCAAAGCUGCACACUCACCAUAAAAUUAAAUACGAGGAUCGGGUGAAAUGUUCUCGGCCUGACAAAGAAAUGACGUUCCAGUCAGCCAAUAACUCAUAAUUCCUUGUUGGAUGUCCAUGUAAUUUGUUUGAUAAGCUUCAACUUAUUCUCAAGUAGUUUAUUCACACGAUUUAUUUAUCGUGCACGUCUUGCGUGGUGUCCAUCAAGAUGGAUAAAAUUGAAUUACGUGCUAUUGUCAAAUUCCUCAUGUUGGAAGGAUUAUAUCACAAAAUGCAAGUUCAGAGUUAUUUAGGAAAAUGUUAUUUGAUUUGAUAUAUUUUCCUUUAGUUUAUGGUUCUGACUCAAAUCAGAAAAUAUUGAAUUAGUCUUGGGAUACUGAAAAAUUAUUAGUUUCUUAGAAAAAGUGCAAAAAGAUGUACAUUAACUGAAAAUUAAACUGAGGUAGAAUAAUAGAUACGUAGAAAGAAGCGUCAACUACUUUAUUAUUUGAAACAUAAUAUUAACAAAGUGUACAAUAUUAAAAGAUACGCGUUCAAAGUGUAAUUAUUUUCUUCUUUGGAUUUGGUAAGUUCAGUUGUUCUUCUCCUUCGUAAUACCAUCAGUAUUCCUUAUCUACAAACUUUAUUUGAUUAUUGAGAUUGUUUUAGCUUUUCUAUAGUUAAACCUCCAAACUUUUCUGUUAUCUUUAUUGGCAGAAAUUUAGGGCGGUCCCGGUUUUUUUGCAUUUUAAUUCUCAAAUCAACCUUUAGGGAUGGCGUGUAUGUUUUUACGCCGAUGCUGCCACACAGGCAGUAGCCUAAAUGCCUGGGCUGCUAUGAGGAGCUUAAAGAUACCCUGUUAAUCCAAUUUUUGGACUGCUUGAGGUUAGGAGAACUGGGAAAAGUCUCCUUAUGUAGAUUGUUCCACACUAUCGAUACUCUAGGGGCAGAGGAGCGGUCGUAUCGGUCAGCUAUGAUGUACGAACUUAGACACGGUUAAGGUGCACACACGGUUCAGCGGGUCUGAUUGGCAGGCACAUGGUGAGGCGGCAUCACGGAGGAGAUCUUGGAUGAGCAAAGCCUGUUGGGUAUUGCGGUUGAAGAGAGCUAGGUCGUUGACGGCCCGCCGGUGCGAAAGGGUCCCGAGACUGUCCAUUAGAUAAGAGUCAUCGAUCAGUUGGAUAGCCCUCUUCUGAACAACAUCGAGCAUGGAUAGUGUAGUUGGGGCUACACCACCCCAGACGUGUGAGCAGUAUUCGGCGCUAGGUCUUACCUGGGAAUUGUACACAGUGAGAAGGUCGUGUGGAGAAAAUCACUUCUUAGCCUCGCUUUUUCCCAGUAGCUGGCGAUAUUGGUCAGAUGUGUUUGUGCCAGAUUAAGUUCUCGGUAAUCUGAACUCCGAUCAGCCGAUAUGAACGGUUCUUUGAUAGAACUCGGCAAUCCAUCGAAACCGAAUGAGCGAUAGGGCGUUUCUGUCUUUUGAAAGCAUUACACUCUACCAGAUUGUUGCGUCUCCAAGCAGUGAUAACCUCCAGGACUCUCGUCAGAGAUGAAGUCGCUGCUAGUCUUUUUCUCUCCAGCUCGCUGGCAGAAAUCGGCUUGUAGCUUAACUUUCAGCAGUACAACUUGAUACGUGUUGACACCGACUAGACUCUCAAAACAUAACCUCAAAGGUGGUAUGUCAUCAGCAACUAACAUAUCCAUAUAGCCUAUUUCACGAGUAUCCAUCAUGCUUGGACGUCUACUCGUGAAAUAGGGUAUAGAUACUUGUAGUUGAUAGAGGUAGUAUGUCUCUUAUCAGUUUAAUAUAGCUCUUUUAUCAACUGAAAUAAUAGCAGAACUCAGAGCCAAAAUAGUGGAACCAACACGGCCGAACACUAUUCCUCCUCUUCUUUGAUUAAGUAGGUUUGAGGGGAG